This is a messenger RNA of Hyla sarda, 4008 nucleotides long. RefSeq names its product NTPase KAP family P-loop domain-containing protein 1-like. Lineage: Eukaryota; Metazoa; Chordata; Amphibia; Anura; Hylidae. The transcript has 5 exons. Bases 477 to 2705 code for a protein of 742 amino acids. The record is from RefSeq and is a predicted model, not a curated record.
GAGUACCCCUUUAACAAUAUUAAAAAAAGAGUGUUUUAAUUGUUUUGUUCCAACCCCUGUAGGUAAUAUAUAUAAAUGGAUAUUGGGUUAUUUCACAUGCUACAAUACACGGUAAGGUGUUGUAUAGACAACAUUUCACGGGGUAAAAUGUUUGUGCUGCAGAGUUUGCGGUAGAGCCACCAAAUAUUUGUGGUUAAAUCCUUGAUGGAAAAAGUUGCUUUCUAUUUGCACACUGGAAUAUAUAUUAUAGUAUCACUCAGACGUUGCCCACUUAUCAUGUAACUUGCAAGUUUAAAGUCCAAGCCAGGCCCAUGUUGACUUACAGCUCUCAGGUGUAAGCCGUAUCUAUUAGACCAUAAUGCCAUUCCAAACAGGCGUGGAGUCAGAUUCCCAUACUCUGAAACAGAGAAAUACAUAAGAAGACUCUAUCUGGGAUAAGGAACUCUGGAGAAGUCGUUCAUUGUCAAAGUGAUGCCAUGGUGUGUCCCGGUUUUGAGACGAAAGAUGACAUCUACUGCUACUCUCUGGCGAAGGCUUUGUAUUAUGUUGUCUCUCCUGUGACAGUCGGGUUUUAUGCACCAUGGGGUAGACGCAAAGAUUACCUUCUUAACAAGGUGGAAUCAUACCUCUGUCUCGAAGGAAGGAAGAAGGACCAAGAAGAAGAGGGGAGGACUAAACAGAGGACAAGACAGACCAAAGGAAAAGAUCUUAUCAAACUAAUAUUUCUCAUGAUAUUUCAUCAUCCAGUGAUCACAGAAAACCACAAGCAGAGAAAAAAUAUACGUUAUUGCUUCAUCCGCUUUAGUGCAUGGGAAUUUACUGGCAGUGACCAACUUUGGGCAGGUCUGGUUACCACACUCUGUGAUGGUGUAGAAAAUUGCUUUGGAUUGGUACCUAUUAGCGUCUAUCGAGCAGUGGGCAGAAAAACUAAAAUUAUAGAUGCUCCACUCAAACAGGAAUGGGUCAAUAAGAAAUUCCUAUGUAUCCCACUUUGGGUUGCUACAUUGUUAGUGAUCAUCAUUGGAAUCACUGUGGGUGCUUUGAUCCUGAUAUUUGGCUUUCCAUUUGGUGACCCCACAGGAGAUAUGUUGGCUGCCGCUGAAGGUGUUGGGGCAACCGUAGUUGGCAUAUCUGCCGCAGGAGCACUCAGAGUAGCUAUUGUAGUUAUCAGAAAUGCUAUUGUCACUCAGAAAGGUAAAGUCGAACAAAAAAUGAAUCGAACAGAUAUGAGCUCCCAGUUAGGUUUCAUGAGUGAUGUGAAAAGGGAGGUUAAGAUCAUAACCCGUUACCUUCAACUCAUGGAAGUCUUCCAAAGGCAAAAAAUAAGAGUUGUCCUUGAAAUCACCAACUUGGACAAAUGCAUGCCAGACAAAGUGGUAGGGGUUCUAAAUGCCAUGAAUAUCCUCCUCUCUGAUCCAAAUGCCCCAUUUAUUUCCAUUUUGGCAGUGGAUCCACAAAUCAUCAUAGAUUGUGUUGAAAGCUCUUUGCUCUUGAAAGGUAUGGCCAACAAUGGCUAUCAAUUCUUAAACCGCAUUAUAACAUUGCCUUUUUGCAUCCCAAGAAUGGACUGUGCAACUAAAUCAUCCAUAUUAAGAAAUAUUAUUGAAGGCAAAGGUGAGCUAGUUAAAGAUAUGGAAGAAGAUGAAACAUUAGAUAUUGCCAUUCCAAAUGAAAAAGACCAACUUUUACGUCAACGAAUUACCCCUAACUUGAAUAUAAAUGAUAUUCCUUUGGAAGUAAGAAGCUCAAUUGACUUUCAGGAAUCCAACAGCUGUUUCUUAGAAAAAGGACCGAAGACGAAGGCCCUGAUCAAUGAAGCAUUUGAACAUCUUUUUGAUGAGAGUAUGAAAGACUAUAUCACUGACAAUGUUGUUCAUAUCAGAAGAGUGGUAAAUACUAUUACCAUAACCAUCAGGUUGAUGAUCAGAGAAGUACCAAGAAGCCAAAUACAACCUCGCAAAGUUACAGAAUGGGUGCUGCUUGCUACCCAGUGGCCAUGUCGCCUCACCUGGAUAAUGCAGUGCAUUGAGGAUGAGCAACAGAGAAGAUUCCUCAAUGAACAUGAAAACAACAGUGAAUAUUCUUUAUACAGCAGAACUCUCCUUUGGGAUGUUUUUGAGAAGUCUUUGGAGGAGAUGGAUGCUAUAAAGAAAAACCUUGAACAUCUGUUGGAGUUGGAUGGAGAUCCAGAGAUUUUUCACAAACUAUUAUGUGACAACUUUACAGUGAAAGAUGCCAACUUUUUCCUGCCAUUUACUGUUAAUUUAGAUGCUUCUGUAAAAAGGCAAAUGGAACUUCUAAGAGGCAGUAAUAACAUGUGGGAAGCGAAGAAGAGCAACCGACUGACCAUGUUGUCUUUGCUGAACAUGACCGUGCCAGACGUGUGCAAAGAAAUGCACAAACUAGGAUUUGAGGAAGAGAGCCUCCGAAAGUACAAGAAAAAAAUAAAAGAGCACAACUUGAAUGGAAGAGCACUUGUCUAUAGUGAUAAUAAUGCGAUAAAAGAGGUGCUGGAUAUGGCCCUUGGAGACUGGACACUUUUCAGUGUGUAUUUCUUAGGGGUUCUGCCCCCAUCUUCUUCUGCCCCUGCCACUGCUCCAGCUAUUACCAAGCAAGAAGCACUAAAAGUUGGUGCUGGAUCCAAAGAGAAUAUCAUAAAACAAAGCAUGUUAUCUUUGUACUUAUCAAAUGAGAAUAUCUCAUAAAGCUAAGUAGGAAGGAAGCUUCUUCAGUUGUGUCCAAACAUUUCACAUGUUCAAAGAAUUCUCUCUCUAUGGUCUUCUAAGUUCUGUCAUUGGGACCAAAGCGGUACAAGUUUUUAUACAGUAUGUAUGGACACUGAACUACAACCAUAUUGCACCCGUGUGAUAUUCCUGACUGUCCAUGUAAAUAUCAUAAACAAGUAAAUGUAUAGAUGGUUUUAAAAAAGGUCAUUAGUGGUCUGUUUGCAGGAAUUUGGGAGCCCCGAGCAAAAUGGACAUGGAGCCCCCCCCCCCCUUGAUGUUCACGCACACCACGCUCUAGGGCCGGCGUCACAACAUAGUAACGCCGGCCCUUGAAUUCUGGGAGCGCAACGUGAGCGAAUGUCUAUACGAGGCCUCCACAUUAGGUGCAGCAGAGUUCCCCCCACAUUAGGUUGGCAGUGUUCCCCACACAUUAGGCUGGCAGUGUUCCCCCACAUUAGGUGCAGCAUAGUUCUCCCCAUAUUAGGUAGGAAGUGUUCCCCACAGACAUACAGCCUCCAGCCAUAUACAGUGUAUGGCUGGAGGCUGUAUGCCUGUGUACUGCCCCACUUCAGUGCUCCGACCACCGCUCCUCCGGUCCGGCCAUAGCAUUAGCUCCCAGGACCGGAGAAGCGGUGGUCAGAACACCGAAGAUGACAUUCCGCUGGUCACUUACCAAAGCUGGCCAGCACACAUCUUCCUCCUGCUCCUCGAUGCUCCGGUCUUCUGCGUCUCCGUUGCUAUGGGCGCACGCACGGGAAGACAGUGACAUCCCGGCGUACACUAUCUCCCGGCAGCCCCUGCGUUUUUAAGCUUAACGCGGGGCCACAGAGAGUUAACAGGGGCAUCCCUGUGUCCCAAAAACCUCUUUCGGGACACAGGAAUGUCCUUAAUAGUGAUGCAGGGAAUUGCCCCGUUGCUACAGGAUGGGCAAGCACCGGCUCUGCUCGGGGCCCUGGGCCAGCUCGGGGCCCCAAGCAAUUGCUUGGUUUGCCUGUCCUGUAGCGACGGGUCUGUGUUAGAAACAUAAAUUUACUCUAAAAAAAAUUCUACCCAAAAUAAAAAAUGGCCAGAGUAGUAAAUCCUAAGUAAUAGUAACCAAAAUUGAUCAAUUAUGUUUCCGUUUUAUACAGAUUUGCAGUUUUAUGUUUUGCUGUAGAGUCCAUUUUUGAAAACAUUAAAUGGGCACUGUCAUGAAAACAAAAAAUUGAUAUGUUGUAGUACUUAAGUUUUUUUUAGAGUUGCGGGCUGCGUGGCGGGGAGCGGUAUGUGCUCCGGUGUUCAC